AACUCCGCAGGCUUCCCUGACGAUCACCGAGCCGAAAUAGAGGCCGUGCUCUUGGGUCCCCUGCUGUCUCUGGUUGUCGCCUCGCCGCGCUAUGUUUCGAAACCAGUAUGACAAUGAUGUCACUGUUUGGAGCCCACAGGGCAGGAUUCAUCAAAUUGAAUAUGCAAUGGAAGCUGUUAAACAGGGUUCAGCCACAGUUGGUCUAAAAUCAAAAACACAUGCAGUGUUGGUUGCAUUGAAGAGGGCGCAGUCAGAACUUGCAGCUCACCAGAAGAAAAUUCUCCAUGUCGACAACCAUAUUGGUAUCUCAAUUGCGGGUCUGACUGCUGAUGCUAGGCUGCUAUGUAAUUUUAUGCGCCAGGAAUGUUUGGAUUCCAGAUUUGUAUUUGACAGACCACUUCCUGUGUCUCGUCUUGUGUCUCUAAUUGGAAGCAAGACCCAGAUUCCAACACAGCGCUAUGGCCGGAGACCAUAUGGUGUUGGGCUGCUUAUUGCUGGUUAUGAUGAUAUGGGCCCUCACAUUUUCCAAACCUGUCCAUCUGCUAACUAUUUUGACUGCAGAGCUAUGUCUAUUGGAGCCCGUUCUCAAUCAGCUCGUACUUACCUGGAGAGACAUAUGACUGAAUUCAUGGACUGCAAUUUGGAUGAACUGGUUAAACACGGUCUGCGUGCCUUAAGAGAAACACUCCCUGCAGAGCAGGACCUGACUACAAAGAAUGUUUCCAUUGGAAUUGUUGGUAAAGACUUGGAGUUUACAAUCUAUGAUGAUGAUGAUGUGUCUCCAUUCCUGGAUGGUCUGGAAGAAAGACCACAGAGAAAAACACAGCCUUCACAGGCAGCUGAUGAACCUGCAGAAAAAGCUGAUGAACCAAUGGAACAUUAAGCAUGAAGAAUACAGAGACACAAGGAUGCAGGGACAUUCACUGGUGACAGUAAUCUGUAUUUUGAACCAACAGCUGCAGAAUAUUGGGUGGUAUGUGUUAGGAAUUAGUCCAGAUGUGAGUUUUCUCCAAGCAACUUCACAGAAACCAUAUAAUGGGGUGCAUUUUCUUUGAAAGGGUCUACAUAAUCAUUUUCUAGAAAGUAUGGGUAUCUAUACCAAUGUUUUUAUAUGAAGAAAAUAGUGUCUUUGCAGUUUUAAAGACAACUGUGAAAUAAAAUUGUUUCACCUCCUGU
This is a messenger RNA of Psammomys obesus (fat sand rat), 1176 nucleotides long. It is a transcript of the gene Psma1, whose product is annotated as proteasome 20S subunit alpha 1. Lineage: Eukaryota; Metazoa; Chordata; Mammalia; Rodentia; Muridae. The record is from RefSeq and is a predicted model, not a curated record. Bases 92 to 883 code for a protein of 263 amino acids. The transcript is spliced from 10 exons. Gene Ontology annotation, cellular component: proteasome core complex, alpha-subunit complex; proteasome core complex; nucleus. Gene Ontology annotation, biological process: ubiquitin-dependent protein catabolic process.